UUCUCUCUGUAUUCCUCUUUUAGGGGUUUUCUUGGUGAUGUUUUUACGUCUCGUUUUCGGUUUUUGAUUUUCUACGAUGUUGAUUCUUUCGGUUAAAACCCGUUUCUCGGUUUUGUUUGAUAUUUAUUAGGUUUCUUUUCUAGAUUGUUUGUUUCCUAAGAAAAUAAAGGGGAACAAGUACGGAAAAAGAGAAAAGACUUCGUCGACUGAAGUUCCGUUCAGUUUGAGAAAACGAAAGAUCAUGGCUGAUUCGGAUAGUGAUUCUUGGGUUAUGGCAGAUAGUGAUUCUUGGGUCAUGGCAGAUAGUGAUUCUUGGGUCAUGGCAGAUUUGGAGAGUGACGAUCAGGAAAAGAUGGAAGUUGACUUUUGUUUAAUUAAAAUUGAAGAUGAUUCAGAAUCGGGUGCUGAGGAAAGUUCAGACGAGCUUCCGAUAUUGUCAUUCAAGUCCACACCUGAGAGUCCAGAGGCCUAUGCCAGAUCCCCCAUGCUUACAAACAUGAAGAAGGAAGUGCGCAUAGAAGAUGUUUUGAGGGACCAUGUUCUUCAUUUUCUUCCUGCAAAAACACUCUGUAAGUUCAGAACUGUUUCCAGAGGAUGGGAUCAGUGGAUAAGCAGUCCAUUUUUUGCCCACAUACAAACUACUUACUUCAAAAACAUUUCUGGUCUCUUUUUUCAACUCCCUGGUGAAGAUCCUUCCUUCAUCUCAUUUAAUCAAGAUGCAUAUGGCAUGCCUGAUCCCUCUCUGAAGUUCUUGCCUGAGCCUGUCAAUAUCAGAACCUCUUGCAAUGGUCUGCUUUGUUGCCAAAGUGUCGGGGACAAUGUCUACUACAUUUGCAACCCUGUGACCAAGCAAUGGAAAAUGCUUCCCAGGCCAAACAUGUACCAUGGAGCUGAGGCAGCCAUGGUACUUGUUUUUGAACCACAUCCGUUGAACUUUAAUGAAACUUAUGAGCUUGUCUGUGCUGUCACUUUUCCUGAUCAUCCGGUUGUCUAUUUUGAGAUUUACUCAUCAAGGUCAAGCUCCUGGAGAGUCUCUGACACCAUAUGCUGUGAGCUUGAUUGUUUGGAUCUGCUUAGUGGUGGGUACUACAUGAAGGGAGUUGUCUAUUGGAAAGCCUCUUCUGGUGUCAUCCUGGCUUUUAAUUUGAGGAAUGAGCAAUAUGGGAUUCUACCACUUCCUCUCAGCAGUAGAGAAUAUGGUGCUUUAACUGUGAUGCAUGGGGAGUUGUGUUACAUUCUGCCUUGUCUUAUAUUUGAUAAGUACAAUAUAUACAUUUAUGGGAAUAUGGAUAUGAGGCUCAAGACUGUACUACAAUUUACUUGUGAUGAUGUGGGGAGCACAUAUGGUGUCUGCAGGGCUUUGCCUGGUGCUAAUGAUGACAUUCUGAUGCUUGUACUUGGGACAAGGGUGAUUGCUUAUCAUGUGAGAGAACAGAAGUUGGAAGUGAUAUGCACAAUGACAGCUGAUUCAUGUACUGGGUAUCUUCCGUAUGUGAACAGCCUCGUAUCAGUGAGGGAUCCGAUGGUUGGAGUAUCGGCUUAAUUGUCUGUACAGUUCCUCUUCAAAGUCUCUUGUAAAUGUGUCAUCUGUUGGUUAAAAUAUGAGGUUACUGAGAUACAUACUUAACCAAGCCUCACCUUUGCUGGUAUCUUAAUACUUUUUCGUUCUCUUAAAUUAUUGAGGUUGUUUGAUCUUGUAACUGAAAACUUCUGAAGUUCUUGCUUUGAAACUUAAUACUUGUAAGCUUUGUCAAGGAACUUCGCAUUUGGAAGCUAGUGAUAUGGUUGCUACUUUGCAACAAGAAUGGCAUUUUCUUUGAUAUCAUUGGUU
This is a messenger RNA of Theobroma cacao (cacao), 1831 nucleotides long. RefSeq names its product F-box protein At5g03970-like. Gene Ontology annotation, molecular function: protein binding. The record is from RefSeq and is a predicted model, not a curated record. NCBI's taxonomy places the organism in Eukaryota, Viridiplantae, Streptophyta, Magnoliopsida, Malvales, Malvaceae.